AUGGCUGUCGGCUCCCAAGCCGUACGCAACUAUCGCUCUUUCCAAGCAGACGAGUCCCGUGUAUUGAUCCGCGACUUCCUCUUGGACCCAGACGACUUCGUGUCAGCGAUCGAACGGUACUCUGUCAGCAUAACCUCGAUCAUAGGCUGGGGCCGGCGCAUCGACCGCAAGAACGAUUACGUUGCCCAGCAGGCGCUCAAGCUCAUGGAAGCAGUUAAUUUUGUCGUGCCUGGUAUCUUCCUCAUGGAAGCGAUUCCGCAAAUGUUGCGGCUACCCACGUGGCUGUAUUCACUGCCAUCCCAGCUGCGCAUGGGUGCUGCGAUUGGCUCACGCUACUUCUACCUGCUGACGCAAGAGGGUGCUGAAGCCAAAGAAGUAAACUUCUCGAAAUACUUGAUGAACGCGCAGCAGAAGUUGCGGCUCACGGACAUGGAAGUGGCGGGCCUUACGGGCAACUUGAUUGGCGGAGGCGUUGACACAACGUCUAGCACAAUCAUCUCCUGCAUCCUAGCCAUGGCAGCCUUCCCUUAUAUCCAAACCAAAGCCCACGAGGAAUUGGACGCGGUAGUCGGGCACAACCGCUCCCCCACUUGGGAAGACAUGGAUGCCAACCGCCUCCCCUACCUCAACGCGGUCGUAAAAGAAACCCUUCGUUGGCGCACAGUUACCGUCCUCGCCGGAAUUCCCCAUGCAAAUACGAAACCCGUCUCAUAUAACGGCUAUUACUUCCCAGCAGGCACAAAUUUCACCGGCAACAUGUGGGCAAUACACCGCAACAAGAGAGACUUCCCAGAUCCGGACCAGUUCAAGCCCGAGAGGUUCUUGGUCGAUGAGAAUGGGAAGUGGAUGGAUGGAAGGCAGUAUCCGAAUAAGUAUGGGAUGAAUCCGUUUGGAUGGGGGAGGAGACAGUGUAGUGGGCAGCCGCUCGCUGAGCAGGGGUUGGUGUAUUCGCUUGGCCGGAUGAUUUGGGCUUUUGACAUCAAGCCGGGGCUGGAUUCGCAGGGCAAUGAAGUUAAGCUGGAUAUCUUCGCCUAUACGGAGAGCGAGAACACACGCCCUGAAGCAUUCAAAGCCCGCUUUAUUCCUCGCUCGGAGAGUACCAAGAAGAUAAUCUUGGCCGAGGCGGCUCAAGCGCACGAGGAGUUGAGGAAGUAUGACGGAGAAACAAGAGUCCGGAUGGAGGAUGCGAUCAAUAACCCCGCAAUGGUCUAA
Messenger RNA from Didymosphaeria variabile, 1212 nucleotides. RefSeq lists its product as uncharacterized. The transcript has 2 exons. The coding region runs from base 1 to 1212 and encodes 403 amino acids. NCBI's taxonomy places the organism in Eukaryota, Fungi, Ascomycota, Dothideomycetes, Pleosporales, Didymosphaeriaceae. Gene Ontology annotation, molecular function: heme binding; iron ion binding; oxidoreductase activity, acting on paired donors, with incorporation or reduction of molecular oxygen. The record is from RefSeq and is a predicted model, not a curated record.